AUGGAUGUAAACGAAGAUGAAAACGCUACAAAUCCGACUCCAAACAUCGACCCAAACUCUCUCUCGAAGUCUGAAUCUCGUCCUACCGAACCGGGGACUUCAGAAGACGUACAGGUACGAGAAAGUCGAGAAUUAGCUGAAGCCUUAUCGCAAAAUAAUGAAAAUAUCGAGAAUAUAACUCCGAACGGGACUAUAAACCCACAUUUAACCGAUAAUAACAAGAAUGUCGAGACGCACAGUCGUCCUAAAAGGACAGUAAAGCCAUCAAGAAAGUCCAUAGAGAAUAGAAUCCAAUCGGACACGAAUAAACUAGAUAAACUAUGGCGAAAUAUAACACAAUCUGUAUCCAAAUUGCAAAACACACCCGACUCCUUGGAUGAAAUUAAAUUCCAUACCUCAGAAGUACGUUCGCGAUUCCACGAAUACCAAACGGUAUCUCAAGGCCUUAUAGAAUUCCUCUUAGCUCUAAACGACUCCAACUAUCAAGAGGACUAUGAAACAAAUCGCAGAUUAUUAGAAAACCGCCAACACUAUGUUCAAGCUAACAUAAAUGAAGCCAACGAACGUAAAACCCAACUACUCCUCGAAAUCGGCUCAUUCAAACGCUCACGCAGCUCUCGUGGUUCAACUAUGUCUUCUACGACCGCUAGAGCACUCGCUAGAGCCGAAGCUUCGGCAGCAGUGAAAAAGGCUCAAAUCCAAAAAAUACGGUCAGAACGCGAGUCUCAAUCUGCAUUAGAACUGCAAAGGCAAGAACUCGCUUUGAAUCAAAGGAAACUAGAAGAAAAGGCUAGAAUGGAAACGCUACGCUUAGAAGAAGAAGCUGAAAUCGCAGUGACAAAAGCUCAAGCAAUAGAUCAAGAACUCAAUUUAGGAGAACCUGAACAAAUAGAUCUGCCUGAGGAAGACCCUAGCGAAAGAACCCACCGCUAUGUCCACUCACAAACGGUCGAAGGACAAAACCUCCAACUUAAUAUGAGCAACGACACCCAUCAUGGCGAAAAGGAACUGCCUACCUUGAAUCCAUCAGCAAAUGUAUUUGCCCCUCAGCACCCUAGCCGUACACCAGACCCAGUGCACGACCCUAUCAACCCCUACAUUCAAUUCAUCGCUCGUCGCGAACUAAUAGCAAACAAACUAAAAAAGUUUGACAACAACCCACAAAAUUACUGCACUUGGCGAGAAUCCUUUAAAACAAUGAUACGCGGCGUCAACAUCUCUCCCAGUGAACAACUCAAUCUCAUAAUAGAACAUACAACCGGUGAAUCAAAUACACUUGCCCAACGUAUUCGCAAUGCCUACAUACAAAAGCCUGCGGAAGGUGUUUCAGUUCUAUGGCAGAAACUCAAUCAGAGGUUUGGAUCUAGUUCAGUCGUAACGCAAGUCCAUUUGAAGAAACUAAGCGAAUUCCCGAAAGUAGGAUUCGCGACAAUAAGAAAACUCCAAGAACUUGGCGAUUUGCUGCUAGAACUCCAAUGUGCUAAAUCAGACGGCGGAUGUCCGGGACUCAAGAUCCUAGAUGAGCCGAUAUACAUCAAGCCAAUCAUCGCAAAGCUACCAGGAGACAUCCAAGGGAGAUGGCAAAGAUACGCAUACCGAUACUUAAAAGAACAUGCAGCAAUGGACUACCCACCGUUCAUAGAAUUCUCCACGUUUAUCCAGGAACUCUCGUUAGAAAGAAACAACCCCAACCUAAUCAUCGAUUUGCCUGAACGUGAUCCAGGCUUGAGAAGUCGAUCAAGAGAGGUUAUCAGCACCAAGAGAACGGAAGUGAAAACCCCACCUCGUGACCCAUCCAACUGGUGUCUUGUGCAUCAAAAGCCGCACCCACUACGGAAAUGCAGAGCCUUUUUGGCCAAACCCCUAGCAGAGAAAACAAAGAUAGUGAAGGAAAACGGUGUUUGCUUUCGAUGCCUUGCCUCCUGCGAACAUUGUGCCAAAGAUUGCCAAACAAAGGUUACCUGUACAGAGUGCGACAGUGACAAGCAUCUGGCCGCACUGCAUAGCGAAGCCCAUCCGAAGAACGGCGGGGAGCUCCCGCCGAAAUCAAACGAAACAAAAGAAGACACCCAUGAAGAAAUAACCACGAAAUGUACUGAACUUUGUGGUAAUACUCGCGGUGGAAAGUCUUGUUCUAAGAUAUGUUUAGCCAACGUCUAUCUACAUGGGAAUCCUGGACACAAGCUAAAGGCGUAUGUGGUCAUAGAUGAUCAAAGUAACAGUUCCCUCGCAAAGCCUGAACUCUUUGAUGUACUAAACGUCCACGGACAGACAACCACUUACUCACUGAAAACAUGUGGUGGAACCAGCGAGAUCGAAGGAAGAUGCACCAAAGACUUGGUCGUAGAAUCCCUUGAUGGAAAAACAGGAUAUAAAAUACCUAACGUUUACGAGUGUAACGAUAUACCAGACUCACGAGACGAAAUACCUACCCCAAAGGUGGCUGCCGCAUACCCACAUCUGCAGCGCAUCUCAAAGGAAAUGCCCGACAUAUGUAACGAUGCUAACAUUCUCCUGCUUAUCGGACGUAACGUUCCACCUUUGCACAAAGUCCACAAGUCUCUAAAUGGUCCCAAAAACGCACCUUGGGCCCAGCUUCUUGACCUUGGAUGGGUAAUUGUUGGCAACGUCUGCCUGAAUGGAGCCCACAAGCCCGAUCUUGCCUGCUAUAGAUCCAACAUCCUAGAAAACGGACGUCCUUCAAACCUAGAACCUUGCCCAAAUUUCUUUCGUACAGCCCCAAGUCUCCACUCGACGCGAAAGGAAGAAUUCCGAAACGGCUAUUUUGACGACAACAUCGGCUGGAACGUAUUCAACACCUCGAAAGACGACAAUAAGCCAGGACAGUCCAUCGAAGAUCUGAAAUUUGCGUCAAUCAUGGAAGCCCAAAUGACAAAGAAUGCUCAAGGAAACUGGGAAGCACCACUGCCCUUUCGAAAUCCUGCGGCGAAACUCCCUGACAACCGACAGGACACUCUUAAACGCUUUAACAACACCAGAAAGAUGUUACAGAGAAAGCCCGACAUGGAAAAACAUUAUCAUGAAUUCAUGGGAAAGCUUCUUGAAAAAGGCCAUGCCGAACCAGUCCCCGACGAAUGCCUUAAUUCCAACGCUGCACGGUGGUAUCUCCCUCAUUUCGGCGUGUAUCACCCUCGUAAGCCAGGAAAAAUCCGUGUAGUCUUUGAUUCGGCCGCAGAGACUAGUGGAAUUUCCCUAAACAAGAUGUUGUUAUCCGGCCCAGAUCUCACGAACAGUCUGAUAGGAAUUCUCUUACGCUUUCGCACCGGUCCAGUCGCCUUCACAGUCGAUAUCGAACAAAUGUUUCACGCGUUUUUUGUCAACGCCCGACACAGAGACUUCCUAAGAUUCUUCUGGUACAAAGAGAACGACCCGUGCAAAGAAGUGAUCGAAUACCGUAUGAAAGUGCAUCUUUUUGGCAACACCUCCUCACCAGCCGUUGCCACCACUGCGCUGAGAUUAACCGCACACACCGAAGAACGUAACUACGGGACGGACGCUAGGGAAUUCGUGGAACGUGACUUCUACGUAGACGAUGGCCUAAAGUCGACAUCCAACUGUGAAGAAGCGAUCAGCCUGCUAAAACGCACACAACAAAUGCUCGCCACCGCUAACCUCCGCCUUCAUAAAGUCUCCUCCAACAAAUUUGAAGUAGCACACGCCUUUCCCGAGGAAGAUCGAGCCACAGAACUGCGUAACCUCGAUCUUCACCAUAAUAGCGUCCCAGUUCAACGCUCGCUCGGGGUAUCUUGGGAUCUACACAACGAUGUCUUUACCUUCCAAGUCGCUGAUGAGAAAAAGCCAUUCACCAGAAGAGGCGUCCUAUCUACUACUAACAGUCUAUAUGAUCCUCUUGGCAUCGCUGCUCCUGUGGUCAUUAAGGCUAAGAUGCUAUUAAGAACAAUGACGACAAGCCUCCAACGAAACCCACUGGACGUUUGGGACAAGCCUCUUCCGGAAGAAUAUCGACAACCGUGGGAAGUUUGGCGGAGGUCACUCACAGAACUGAGACAGGUUAUGCUGCCAAGGAGCUACACGGCAACAUCUCUCUCGGAAGCCAAGCAAAUUGAAGUCCACACGUUCAGCGAUGCCUCGCAAGAAGCUAUUGCGGCCGUUUCCUACCUAAGAAUAGUCCUGAACGACAACAAAAUCGAAGUCUCCUUCUUGAUCGGAAAAGCUAAACUCGCUCCGUCUCACGCAACCACGAUCCCUCGUCUAGAACUCUGCGCUGCAGUACUAGCGGUCGAAAUCACAGAGUUGGUCCUGGAAGAGUUGCCCAUUAAGGCUUCGUCAGUAACGUAUUAUUCGGACAGCAAAGUAAUACUGGGUUAUAUCCUAAACGAGACACGACGUUUCUACGUCUACGUCGCCAAUAGGGUACAACGAAUCAGAAAGUCUUCAUCACCGCAUCAAUGGAGAUACGUAGCGACAGAUCUUAACCCAGCUGACCUCGCCACCCGUUCGAUCAAGGCUAGUGAUCUCAGGGAUUCCAUAUGGCUGAACGGUCCAAAUUCCUGA
Molecule: messenger RNA, 4536 nt
Organism: Dendronephthya gigantea
Lineage: Eukaryota; Metazoa; Cnidaria; Anthozoa; Malacalcyonacea; Nephtheidae
Exons: 1
Coding region: 1-4536 (1511 amino acids)
Source: RefSeq, a predicted model, not a curated record